Messenger RNA from Poecilia reticulata (guppy), 2221 nucleotides. RefSeq names its product E3 ubiquitin-protein ligase TRIM39-like. Lineage: Eukaryota; Metazoa; Chordata; Actinopteri; Cyprinodontiformes; Poeciliidae. Gene Ontology annotation, molecular function: zinc ion binding; protein binding. The record is from RefSeq and is a predicted model, not a curated record.
ACAACCAAUCAGAGUCAGGGGGCGGGGCUCCCUGACCUCUUUCAGGUGAGUCAGGAAGUAAACCUGCUGCUUUCAACAACAGAGACGUUGGAAUAAACCAACAGAAGACAAAAACGUCGACUUUGAGAUCAAAUUCAAGAGUUUCUCUUGAAGGAUGAUGAAAUGCUUCGAGGAACACCAGGAAUGCUGCAGGUGGUAACCAAACGGAUCGGCUGCUGGCAGAAAAACAAGAAAUAGAAGAUUUAUUCAAAAGCGAAACUGUCUGCGCAGUUCAGAGGAACGUCAGAGUUAUGGCUUCAAUCCGGAGGGAAGAACUUCUGUGCCCAAUUUGCCAGAACAUUUUUCAGAAUCCAGUAACUCUGACAUGUGAGCACAGCUUCUGUGUCUCCUGUUUAAAGACAAACUGGGCAGAGAGAGAAACUACCGAGUGUCCGGUCUGCAAGAGAAGGUCAUCAAAGACAAUACCUGUACCUGACUUUGCUCUAAAGAUGGCGUGUGACGAGGUGAGAGCGUCAGGAUCUGAGCCGCUCUGCAGUCUGCAUGCAGAAACACUCAGCUUGUUCUGUGUGGACGAGCAGCAGCUGCUGUGCCGCGUCUGCAGGGAGUCAGAGACGCACGGCGAGCACAAGCUCCAGCUCACCGAAGAGGCCGGACAGCAGGCCAAGAAAACGCUGCAGGAUUCCCUGAAGCCCUUAAGAAAGAGGAUGAGGCUCAUCCGUGAUGUGAAGGGAAGCUGUGAUCAAACUGCAGGUCACAUCAAAACUCAGGCUGAAGCCACAGAGAGGAAGAUCAAAGAGCAGUUUAAGAGGCUUCACCAGUUUCUGGAGGAAGAGGAGGAGGCCAGGCUGAAUGCACUGAGGGAGGAAGAGGAGCAGAAGAGUCACAUGAUGGCGGAGAAGAUCAGAGCGCUGAGCAAAGAGAUCUCAGAUCUAUCAGGAUUAAUUAAAACCACAGAAAACGAACUGAGAGCAAAAGAUGUUCAGUUUCUGCUGAAUUACAAAGAAACGGUGGAGAGAAUCCAGCAGCAGCCGGUUCCUGAUGAUCCGGACCUGAUCUCAGGAGCGCUGAUCGAUGAGGCCAGAUAUCUGGGAAACCUGAGCUUCAACGUCUGGAGCAAGAUGAAGGACAUGAUCUCCUUCAGUCCUGUCGUCCUGGAUCCAAACACGGCCCAUCCAGACCUCACUCUGUCCGACGAUCUGACCAGUCUGACGCAGGGCGCGGGAAAACAGGACCUUCCUGACAAUCCAGAGAGGAUCGACCACUUCGUUUCUGUUGUCGGCUCUGAGAGUUUCACCUCAGGAUGUCACAGCUGGGAGGUGGAGGUAGGAGAAAACGAUGCCUACGUUCUGGGUGUGCUAGUGGGGUCGGAUGUAAGGAAAGGCAUCAUCUGGCCCGGACUGUGGAGGCUCAUGUUCUGCAAAGGAGAAUACAAAACACUUUCCCCAACAGAUCCGGGAUCUGACGUCUCUGUGAAGGGAAACCCAAGAAGGAUCCGGGUUUUCCUGGACUAUGAUGGAGGACGGCUGUCGUUUUCAGACGCAGAAACUGGAGCACACAUACACACCUUCACACACACUUUCACCGACAGGUUGUUUCCAUACAUCAGCACCUGGAGCGAAGUCACCAUAAAGAUCGCACCGCAGAAAAUCACUGCUGCAGUGGAAGAGCAUCUUUAGAAACUCUGCUUUCCUGCACUUUCUGUUCUUUAGGUGACGCGCAUCCUGAGCAAAGGUGAAUGUACGCAAUGGAUGGAUGACUGCCUGUGUUCAGCACUUUGCAAAUAAUAUCACUUAUUGAAACAAUAACUUCAUGCAGUCUCAGUUUAACUUAUUGUAAAUUAUUAAGUUUACAAUGAAGGAAUGUCCAGGGAUUAUAAUAGUUUUUGCUCCUUUUAUUUUUAAUUAUGUUAUGAAGGUGUUUCUAAUUGAUCAGUGUAAAAAACUGUGAUUCUGCCUGGAGAAGUGACUUUGGCCAACUGUAAAAAAUUAAGAUAGCAAAACAAACUAAUUUUAACAUGACUGUGUUAUAACUUGGAAUUAUCUGUGAAAUAAAAUGUGAUGGUUUGAGGGUUCUACUAUUAUAAAACAGUGACAUCAUCAACAAUGUCACUGUUGAUGGUGUCACAAAUUAUGAGAAAUGUUUGCAAGUAAUUUUAUGUUUUUAUUGUUUUAAAUAUGAAAUAAAAUUAGGCACAACUGAAAGAUCAUCUGAUUAAUUUACG